This is a messenger RNA of Brassicogethes aeneus, 396 nucleotides long. Lineage: Eukaryota; Metazoa; Arthropoda; Insecta; Coleoptera; Nitidulidae. The record is from the annotation of a GenBank genome assembly.
AUGUCGGUGACGUUGUUCGCCAUUCUGGUGCUGCCGCGAGGAGGUUUUUACUUCAACCUUACGGGUAUGAUAGCCUGCGAGCCGUUCUACCCCCGAGCCUCAAUUCGCAUUCUGGCCGCCUGCGGCUUUUAUUUUCCCACCACUAUGAUCCUCAUGUACUGUUACGGAUCGGCUUUCCACGUCAACAAGCUUCGGCUAAGAAGGGCUGGCUGUAACACGAUAGCCAGUCCAGACGAUUAUGGAGGGGCCAGCAUGGAAAAGCCUAACGGAAAUUACUCGCAUCUGUUCUUAGUAACAUUGUUACGGGUCAGAGCUCCGGUCGGUGAAAACUUUGAAUCGAAACAAAACCAGAAAUGGAACGAAUCUGCCAAAUGUAUACUGUUCGGUGGUGUAUGA